This is a messenger RNA of Carassius carassius (crucian carp), 6110 nucleotides long. RefSeq names its product kinetochore scaffold 1-like. The coding region runs from base 36 to 5999 and encodes 1987 amino acids. The record is from RefSeq and is a predicted model, not a curated record. Gene Ontology annotation, biological process: cell division; protein localization to kinetochore; attachment of spindle microtubules to kinetochore. The transcript has 25 exons. Gene Ontology annotation, cellular component: nucleus. NCBI's taxonomy places the organism in Eukaryota, Metazoa, Chordata, Actinopteri, Cypriniformes, Cyprinidae.
GAUUUAGUGCGCUGUAUUAUUCACCCGUAUUGAAGAUGGAGCAGCCGAAUCUCGGCAAUGAUGCAGUAAAAUCUUCAAGAAGAAGACUUUCUUCGAUUUUAAAAGCUCCUCGAACAUCUAUGAAAGUACAUGGGGCCGAGCAAGAGGAACAAAAGCAGGAGGAAAUUGUUAAGCCUGUUGAGAAGAAGAGAAAUUCACGAAGAGUGAGUUUUGCCACUACAAAUAAUGUUCGAGUCUUUACAAAUGAUGCAAAGAAUGAAUCUCCUGUUCUGGCUUCCAUACAAAACACAAAUGUUGCAGGCGAGAGACCAAAUGAAAAGAUUCUGCGUUUUGUGGAUGAGGGAAGUCACCACAUCAAAGGCCUGGAAACUUUGUUGAACACUCCUCUUUAUUUGACCCAGCAUAAUGAAAAUUUCUUCUCAGAUCCAGUCUUGCAGGAUGACUGUGUGGAUAGAACAAUGCUGCUUGGAGAGGAUACUGGAUACAUGGAUAUUACUCGCAGUCACACAAUAACAAUUGAUAAGGAUGAUGAAAUUGAAGAAGAGACAAACUCAGAUUUCAGCAUCAACAUGGCUCAGAUGGUCCGUGGUGAUCUGAAUGUUGCAAAUCAGAAGGGUUUGCCACAUGAAGCAAAAGCAGAGAGGAAAAAUGCUGCAAAUGACCCCGACUUCAGUGCUUUUCUUGCCAGUUUGAGCUUACCCACUGUAAACACCAUUAAGCCCCGAAAUUCAGAAAAUGAGCUUGGUAAUAUCUUCUGUUCAGCCAGUACAAGCACAGAAAUUGAUAAGGAGAAUCAAGUGCCAUCUUUUUUAAUGAAGCAACAUCCAAGUGACAAGGGUAACCAACAACAACCUCGGGGACUUCAGCGUAGACGUUCCCACAUUUUGUUUGUUGAAGACGAUGUAGAGGCAACCAGAAGUCACACUGUUGUAAUUGAAAACAAAGAUAAUGAUCAGCCUUUUACACCCUCUGUUACUGAAAAUCAAAGAAGUGUUGCAUUCAUAAAAUCUGCCUUUUCAAACGUCCCGGAUGACAUGGAGCUUACUUUGAGCCAGACUGCUGCAAUCAACGUUAAAGUUACAGAAAAUAUCACUAGCAAUGUCCAGGCUUUUUUAAUGAAUCAACUUCCAGAUGACAAGGGUUACCCAAAACAACCACAGGGACUUCAGCGUAGACGUUCCCGUGUUGCAUUUGUUGAAGACGAUGUAGAGGCAACCAGGAGUCACACUGUUGUAAUUGAAAACAAAGAUAAUGAACAGUCUUUUACACCCUCUGUUACAGAAAAUAAAGGAAGUGUUGCAUUCAUGAAAUCUGCCUUUUCAAACGUCCCGGAUGACAUGGAGCUUACUUUGAGCCAGACUGCUGCAAUCAACAUUAAAGUUACAGAAAAUAUCACUCACAAUGUCCAGGCUGCUCUGGAUCACAAAAGAUCCCAUCAUUUCUCUGAGGAUGACAAUGCAAUGGAGAUGACGGGGACAUUUGAUGUAUCUGUUCAAGAAAAAAAACACACAAUGAGUAUGAAGGAGCAAGCUCAGCCUUCAGUUCCCACAAUAAGAGGGAUGUGCUCCUUUAAUGUGAUUGGAAAUGGAGAGACAACAGAUCAAAAUAAAGCUGGUUAUUUUCAGAGCAAUCUCUCUAUAGCUCAGAUUGCUAAUUCUGAGGAUAUGGAAAUGACGGGAACAUUUGAUGUAUCUGUUAGAGAAAAAGACCACACAAUGAGUAUGAAGGAGCAAGCUCAACCUCCAAUUCCCAAAGUAAGAAAGAUAUCCUCCUUAAAUGUGAUUGGAAAUGCAGAGACAACAGAUCAAAACAAAGCUGGUUAUUUUCAUGGCAAUGUCUCCAUAGCCCAAGCUGCUAAUUCGGAUGAUAUGGAGAUGACUGGGGCUUUAGAUAUAUCUAUUCGAGAAAAAGAGGAAGCUCUAUUUCCCAAAGUAAGCAAUAUGUCCACUUUUGAUUCUUUUGGUAAUGGAGAAAUAGCAGAUCGAAACAAAUCUAGCAACAACUUUAUAGCUCCAACUGCUAAUUCUGACGAUAUGGAGAUGACACAGUGUCAGACUAUUGUUCUCGAAGACAAACCAUCAAGUGGAAACAAGCCAUUCAGCAACUCAAGGACGAGCCUGCCUCUUAUACCUUUAUCGAGCACUGUCAGAGAAGAUGAGCAUACAACAGGCUUGAAGGAGGAAGCUCUGCAUCCAAUUCACAGAGUAAGCAAGAUGUCCUGCUUUGAUUUAGUUGGGAAUCGAGUGAUAAUGGAUCACAACAAAUCAGGCCACCUCCCAAUAGCCCAAACUGCAAAUUCUGAUGAGAUGGAGAUGACACAGUGUCAAACAAUUUUUCUCGCGGCCAAGCAGGUCAAUGUAGACAACCCUUUAAGCAACUCAAGGAAGAACAAGCCCCAUGCGUCGGUAUAUGGAACUGAAGGCAGUGAUGGGAUGGACAUGACUCAAGCAUACACAGGGCGUAUAAUGCUAAAUGCCCUUUCAGCCUCCAAGAAGGAAAGAGGUCAAAGCAUUCUGAUACCUGCUACAACUACAUCAACUCAACAUAAUGAGAGUGACUGUAUGGACUUGACAUGUCAACCAUGUACUUUUGAUGGGAUUUCUCCACCAAGUCCUGAUGAAAUGGAAUUGACUAGAUGCACCACUAUUAACAUAGACUCAACCCGUACCUGGUUAGGGAGUGCUGUGGAUAUCACAGGUACAAGAAGAGUGCCAUCCUCUGCUAAUCAAACAAUUACUAUGGUUGAACCUAUGGAGAUGACCGAGGUACAUAUGGCACCAGUCAGUGUGCAAAAGCAUAAAGCUUUUAUGACUCGAAGAAAGUCAGGAGUGAGAAUGAUGUCCUUGAUGUGUGAUCCUGAAAACACUGAAGCUGAUAACCAUCAGACUGAUUUCUCCAACCCUGAUGAUAUGGACAUGACACAAUGUCAGACAGUUGUGCUUGAGGCUGAAAACUGCAAGAGGCCCAGACCAUUCAGUAAUUCAAGGAAGAGUUUGAACAUUUUAUAUACAUCCUCCAGUCAUGAAGUUGAUGGUAUGGAGAUAACCCAGGCACUCACCGGCAAUAUCCUGUUAAACAGCUUUGUAUCCAAUGAGAAAAGUAAUCAUGAUAGAAAGCUGUUGCCUCCAGCACAAAGUUGUCAAAUGCUAGAUGAGUCUGACUGCAUGGAAAUGACUUGUCAAGCCAGUGCAUCGAAUCUUGCUAUUCCCUGUGUUGAUGAUGAAAUGGAACUAACAGGAUGCAACACGAUUGCAUUUGACUCAAAAAGCACAUUGGCAGAAAAUGCUAUAGAGAUCAAAGCAAAUGAAAGUGCACUUUGGGCAUCAACAUCUGUUUCUAGAUGCACAGUGUCAAGUGAAGAACAAAAUGAGGUGAGUGAAGCUGCCAAGUGUGCUAUUAACCAUGUCUUUCCCUCAAGACAUGUUUUUGAUCCUGAUGGCAAAAACCUUAAAUGCAACAACACAGAGACAACAUUCUAUGGUGCAGCUAACAUGCAAGUGGACAGAAAUUGCGAAAUGGUGCAUCUAAAUGAUGUGAUGACGACUGAUGAAGACAGUAACAUGCAGGUUACAAAUGUCCUUACAAUGCCCAUUGAAACUGAAAAAAGUGUUUCAGUUAAUGAGAAAGAAGAAGAAAAUAUUAAGACUUUCUGUGGCUCUAGAAAUAAAGAGGCGGGUCAAGAACUUUGGCCUAACAAGGAACAAAGUACAAGCUCAGUCCAACUUGAAGGUUCCUUCUCAAAUCAGUCUGUAGUUGAUUCCUUUAUUAAAGAAGAGCUGCAACAUGCAAAAGCAAGACGGAGAAGUCUAGCAGACUUUCAAAUGGAGCUUCACAACAUGUCCCAACGUAUCCAGGAAGAGCAAAAAGUGAUGAUGGGAAGCACAACCACGCCUCUGGCUUCUUGUUCCCUCCCAGAACCUUCCUUUAAAAGGCAGUGUGAAAUGAAAAUUUCCAAUGAGCCAACUUCAAAUGUCACGCCUAACGUCAAGCAGCAAAAUAAGUCUGUUCAAAAUGAGAAGACCACACCUUUUAGUCUUAAAAAGAAUGCAUUCUCAUCAAGGAUGUCAUUGGGUGGUAUUGUACCAAAACUACCGAAACGAGCUACAACUGUAACACCUAACAAAACUGUGACCAUAAGUUCUAAUGAUUUACAAUGUCUCCAGCUAGAGAAACAUUUCGACGUUGAUGAACAAAAUAGCAACUGCCAAACAGUCAAUAUUAAUGAGGAAGAGUUCCCUGAAAUGAGCAGCGAAGAAGACUUGUCAGGGAGUCUUGAAAAUUGGCCAAUUAACAAGCAAGAUGAACUGGAUGGUUCUUUGGCUGUCCCUAAAAAGGAAGAGCCUCUUGAGGAUGAUGUCUUCGAGUCAGGCACAAGCACGAGUCCAUGUUUUAAAAGGCCACAUACAGAGGAAGACCCUAUUACUGCAGACCAAACCAAGAAAGCUUGCAUUUCUGACAUGGGCCUUGACUGUCAUGAAGCUGUUGUACAGUGGGAAGGUAAUUUUACAAGGCAUGCUGCACAGAAUCCCAAGGCAAAGGCAAUUGAAGAUACAGGAGUGUCUGAAUCCUCUCUCAGAUACUCACAGUUUGACUCUCAUAUGGAUGGGACGCUGGGUCAUGUAUUUGAUUUCAACAAGAUACUUGAGGACGGAAGCAUCACAGUCAAUGAGUUCCUAAGCCACUUUGGUAUCAACUUUGUCAUCCACAGAUCUAGACCAAGUGCUCUUCCUGACAGUUGUAGAGCUGGAGAGGCACGCACCAUGGAGGAUUUGCUCAAAGAGAAAUACAUAUACCACCCCAAGCAGAGAGUAUAUGAGCAAGACUGUAAGAAUCUCACAGAGAUAGUAGAGAGACUUAAAGAACAGAUGCCUGAACAAGAGAAAUCACUGGGAUGCAUCAAUGGAGCCCUACAGCAAGAGAUUUGUACUCUCUCUGAAGAGCAAUUAAAGAGCUUUGGCUCCAAGUUGAAAGAGCGAAGAGUUUUCUUUGGAAAGAGAAGCAAAGCACUUUCUCAUGAAAUGAAAGGAGUCUUGUACUCGGAGCUCAUAAAAACAACACAGGAUGCAAAACAGAACCUGAUAUCUAAAAUCAAAGAGACAGAUGAAAUUAUUGAAGACUUGGAUGGAUGCAUUAAUGAUUUAGAAACUGAACUUGCAUCUGUAGAGGCCAUGAUUAUGGGAGAUCAUCUUGAUGCUCCUCAAACCAGACCAGCCUUAAAAGCCAAGGAAGAGGAUUUACAUAAGCUUAAUUCAACUGUCACUGAGAAGGAGAGGGAAAUUGGUGAGCUCGAGAUCCAGCUGAGGACUUUGGAGAGCCAACAGGAGAAGUUGCAAGGGGAAUCCAGUAGCCUUAAGAGUCAUCUUGCAACCUUGAACAGCUUGAAUGAGUGGCAUCUUGAUGCGAUGGAUGAAAGGGGGGCUUUGUUUACCUUCCUUCAUAAAACUGUGCAUCUGCAGGUGAAUCUGCAAACACCUGCUGGAAAGGAAUGGAUGACUGAGGAUGUAGAACAAAAUAUAGAUGUAAGCUUCCAGUUGCACCUGGACGUGGAAAAAUCUCAGUGUCAUGCAAGCAUGGUUCACAAGUUACUUGAACUACACUCUCAAUCUCAAACUCAAUGGAGACAGAGGUACCCAACAACCCGACAUAUACCAGAGCUGCUUCAUGACAUCAGUUUGGUGGUGAGUCGUCUCAGGCUCUUGGGUGAGGAGAUUCACCGGCUGAAGAAGUGGGGAGGAUUGAAGCUCCGCAUCCUGAAGAUCACCUGUAUGGACACACGAGUCCAUAUCAUCUUCUCUAGUCUGAAAGCAUUUGAGAAGUUUGAGUUAAGUCUGAUGGUCACUCCAGACUAUCCCUUUGGGCCACUUCACAUACAGGACUUCAAAAAACACAUGGGAAAUACAAGGUUGAGUCAAAUUGAAGACAUCAUAUCAUCAGUCAAAUCAGGCAAGAAUUAUCUGACAAAAGUUCUCAAGAAGAUCCACGAUGACCUUCUGUGCUAGGAUCUCAGGCCUUGUUGUUGACUCUGUUUUUUCUGUCUUUUAAAUGUUUGUCUAUACUGAUUUUUGUAUGAUCAAAAAUAAUAACGAUUAAAAAUGUAGGCACAAACCGCA